Cylicocyclus nassatus is the source of this 714-nucleotide messenger RNA. The record is from the annotation of a GenBank genome assembly. NCBI's taxonomy places the organism in Eukaryota, Metazoa, Nematoda, Chromadorea, Rhabditida, Strongylidae.
AUGCAAAAACGUGCAGACCUUCAAGGACUGAGAGGAAUAGCCAUCUUAUUUGUGCUUGUGAUGCACUUGAAACCAAAUUCAUAUCGCCUUGGAUUCGUGGGAGUGGACAUCUUCUUUGUUCUUUCUGGCUUCCUGAUGGCCAAGAUUCUCCUUGAAAGGAAACUUACGUUGUGGUCCAUUUGUUAUUUUUACAGCCGCAGAUUCAAAAGGAUUGUACCUCUGUACAUAUUAUUCGUCGUAUCCGUUUACAUUUUUGGCUACUUCUACGUAUUGCGUUCUGAUCGCAAACAAAUCCUUGACGAUCUGACUUGGGCAUAUACAUACAGCUCUAACCUACAGCCCAUUUUUCAGAAGCUUGGAUAUUGGGAUCAGAUAUCCUAUGGCUUCUUACUAUCUCGGGUCUGGCAAUUUAUGUGCGGGUGGAUAGCGUACGAGUUCUCUGAACCAGCAUUUUCUUCUAAGGGCAAGAUUCUGCCACACCAAGAAGAACAGAAUUCGUCGGGAGAAGCUCGCAAACAAGAACAAAUUGACUUGUCAUACGAGGUACCGAAUGCGGGUCUCUUGAGUGGAUCCUCACUCACGAACAUUUUGUUGUUCAUUUUGGUCGUGAUGGUGAUUAUCAGUCCAAAGUAUGUACCCGAUAAUACGGCCAGGAUAUGUUCGACGUUAAUGGCUAGCUUGAUGGUGUAUCUCAGUUCGGAUGCCUUUGUCUGA